Messenger RNA from Halichondria panicea, 809 nucleotides. RefSeq names its product SH3 and PX domain-containing protein 2A-like. The record is from RefSeq and is a predicted model, not a curated record. Gene Ontology annotation, molecular function: phosphatidylinositol binding. Gene Ontology annotation, cellular component: cytoplasm. Bases 1 to 669 code for a protein of 222 amino acids. Lineage: Eukaryota; Metazoa; Porifera; Demospongiae; Suberitida; Halichondriidae. The transcript is spliced from 3 exons.
AUGAAUACUAACUCUCUGACACGGAAGGUACGGACUCUCAGUCUCAGCCUCAGUAGAAGAAGGCCCAAACACAGAGGGCACCUGCUCUCCUCUAGCUCCUCUCUGGAGGGAAUGGCCCAGCUUCACCCGCCCCACGUCGAGGCAGGAGAGGUCACCGAAGUUCUUUCUAGAAUGUCAGAGCCCAAGAGAUUUGUGUACAAAAUCGAAAUAAAAUGGUCUGAUGGAACGUCAUCGACCUCUUAUCGCAGCUACAGCGAGUUCUUUGACUUCCAAUGCUCCCUACUUGUAGAGUUUCCUGUCGAAGGAGGCAACAAAGGAAAUACUAGAACAAUCCCAUACCUACCCGGCAAAAAAAUAUUUAAGAAAACCACUUAUGAUCUUGCAGUCGAGAGACAACCUCAAAUUCACGACUACGUUACAGAAUUGUUGUCCCUCCCUGAGCACAUAUCAAGAUCUGAAAGACUGUUACGAUUUUUUAAAAGCAAUUGGCAGGAAGAUCGGCUAAACAGAGGAGAGAGUGAGGAUGGAGCCAACUAUUCAGUGCGAUACGUCAAGGGAGCAAUGGCCUCGUCGGAACAUGGAGCAUAUUAUGUGCAGUCCAAUGACUCGGCUGCUGGUGACAGCCUAUCGAGAGCAGACUCUGAGGAACCCAUUGUGUUAGGCAUCUGAGCUGCGUCUGACUGGUGUGUUUUUUGUAUCUGAAGAUUGACUCCAAAUAUAGGUUUUAUGUUCACUUUCCAUGAUUUUUAUGCCUGGUUUUAUUUUAUUCACACCCAUGACUUUUAUAUAAAAGAUUUGCACAGUCUAAA